This is a messenger RNA of Echinops telfairi (small Madagascar hedgehog), 1372 nucleotides long. RefSeq names its product TNF receptor superfamily member 6b (gene TNFRSF6B). The transcript is spliced from 3 exons. The record is from RefSeq and is a predicted model, not a curated record. Bases 431 to 1324 code for a protein of 297 amino acids. Gene Ontology annotation, molecular function: protein binding. Lineage: Eukaryota; Metazoa; Chordata; Mammalia; Afrosoricida; Tenrecidae.
UGCUGUCUGGGAAUAAGCCCUGGGCAUCCCUGAUGGAAUAUGGCAAGGGAGGGGCGCUGCCCUCCCCCAGGGGUGACCGCACACACGCCUCCCUGGGGCUACCCCCAGACGGGCUACAAGUGGCCCCAGGGAGAGGGGCUGCAGCCUGAAAGAGACCUGGAUCGCUAUCCAGCCCUGCGCCUCAGGUCACAGCCUCCACCCCCAAGGGCGGGGUCAUCCCGCCCCUCCCCGCCUCCCAUAAGUGCCUGGAGCCCAGAGUUCCUGCACACUGGGCCUUGGCAGGUAGGACUGGAACCUUGCUGGCUUGCAGGGGGCCAGCGCGCGUUGCGGGAAAGCGGGCGGCCCCUGGUAGGCUGUCCCAGGUGCUACUGAGCCCCGAACCUCCCCCGCAGCAGGGCACCCCCGGAGGCCGCUGACUGGCUCAAGGACCAUGAGGGUAGCUGGGUGGACGGGACGGACCCUGCUGUGGGUGCUGCCCGCCCUGCUAAUAACGCUGGCUGUGCACGGGGCGGUGACCGUGGCGCCCACCUUCCCGUGGCGGGAUGAGGAGACACAGGAGUUACUGGUGUGCGACCAGUGUCCGCCAGGCACCUUUGUGCAGUGGCCCUGCCGCCGAGACAGCCCCACGGAUUGCGUCGCCUGCCCAUCGCGCCACUACACGCAGUUCUGGAAUUACCUGGGGCGCUGCCGCUACUGUAACGUCGUCUGCGGGGAGCGCGAGGAGGAGGUGCAGCCGUGCAGCACCACGCGCAACCGAGCCUGCCGCUGCCGGGCCGGUUUCUUCGCGCACGCGGGCUUCUGCCUGGAGCACGCGCAAUGCCCGCCCGGUGCCGGCGUGGUCGCUCCUGGCACCCCUAGCCAGAAUACGGAGUGCCAGUCCUGCCUUCCAGGCAGCUUCUCGGCCGGCAGCUCGAGCUCAGAGCGCUGCCAGCCCCACCGCAACUGCUCAGCGCUGGGUUUGACCCUCAACGUGCCCGGCUCGGCCUUCCACGACGCGCUGUGCACCAGCUGCCCUCGCCUUGGGCUCAGCGCCCCCGACUCCCAGGAGUGCGAACGCGCCCUUCUGGACUUCGUGGCCUUCCAGGACAUCUCCUUCAAGAGGCUCAUGAGGCUGCAGCAAGCCCUGGCUGCCCUAGGUGCGAGGAGGCGCCAGGUGUCGCGGGAGGAGGGUCGCGCCGCCUCGCAACUGAAACUGCGGCGGCAGCUGGCGGAGCUGGGUGCGGGCGAUGGGGCCCUGGGGGCGCGGUUGCUGUGGGUGCUGCGGGCUGCCAGACUGGCAGGCCUGGAACGCAGUGUCCGCUCGCGAUUCUUCCCUGUGCCUUAAGCCCGCCAGGUCAUCCCCUUAUUUAUUCAUUGGCUGUUUGCACGUAUU